Molecule: messenger RNA, 735 nt
Organism: Paramecium pentaurelia
Lineage: Eukaryota; Ciliophora; Oligohymenophorea; Peniculida; Parameciidae
Source: the annotation of a GenBank genome assembly
AUGGUUGAUCUCAACAUAAAUAAAAAAGAAAGGAAGAUUCAUUCAUAUAAAGUUUUAGGUACAAAUCAAAAAAAGGAAGCAUUAGAAGAAUUACUGAAUGAUCCUAGUUAAGAAAAUUUUGUUUUACUUAGUAAGAAAUUUAAUACAACUACACGAAAUUUAAGAAGAUGGUAUAAUUAAGGUUAUAUGAGAAAAGGUGGUUGUGGAAGGAAAAAAAUUAAUCCUUAAGGUGUAAUUAGAUUAGAAGAAUGGAUAUUGGAAGAAACUAGAAAAUAAGGUAGGAAAAUAAGUAGAAAUCAAAUUAAGGAAUAAGCAAUCAAAAUAUUUAAUAUUGAAUCUUUUAAAGCAUCCAAAGCAUGGAUGGAUAAAUUUAUUAAAGAACAAAAUCUAAAGUUUAAAAUAAAAUAAAUUCUUUUAGAAAAUUGUUUACUUUCGAAAUGUUAAAUAAUAAAACAUAAGUAAAUACAAAAUAAUCUGAAGGAGAAGAAAUUUGAAAGGUCUUCAACAAAAAAAUAAUAAAAAAGGAUUAAAUUAGAGUAAUUGAAAACCAAAUAUAUAAUGGGAAACUUAGAUUAAAUAAUUGUUUAAGAUUUUUAAAUUGGUUAAAAAUAAAAUACAAUUAAGUUAGAGAACAAUAAUAAGGAAGAUGAUAUGUAUUUUACAGCUAGUUUUGAAUAAGAAGCUAGAUAAUUUGAAAAUAAUUAUGGAGAACAAUUAUACUUAGGAUUUGAUUGA